AUGGGGAAAAGAAACGAAGCUCUGUUGCAGAUGUCGGAAGAAGGACAAAAUCAACCUGAAAUUGCCGACAAACGGACUAAACUUCAAGAAAUCAUGGAGAAGGAGGAUGAUGAUAGAGUCAGUGAGUUGCCUGAUUGUUUGCUUAUUGAAAUCCUCUCUCGAUUACCCUCAACAAAAUACGCCAUUAGAACAGCUCAACGUCUCAAAAACCCUAAGUCAAGGGACGAAUUCGCAUUAUUGGUUGACAAAACCCUAACUCAAUGUCGCCAAUUGAAGGUCAAGAAAUUCGAAGUGCAUACCCUUAAUGAUAUCCGAUUUGAAUCACUGUUUAACAAUUGGAUUCGUUAUGCUAUAAGUCGUAACGUUGAAGAGCUUAACUUGAACAUUUGGGGGAUGAAAGAUGAGCCUGAGUUUCUGUUAGAUCAAUUUGUAUUCAUGAAUUCAUGUUUUACUGAUCUGAGACUAACAGGAUGCAAGUUGAAUCCAACAGGAGCGAUUAGUUGGGAAAAUGUUAGGAGUUUGUGUAUUUCCAGGGUGAAUGUAGAUGAAGAGUUGAUUGUAAAUAUAGUAUCUGGGAGUCCUCUAUUGGAAACUUUGGUGUUGGAAAUUUGCCGGUGGCCAUAUAUUACUUCAUCUGAAUUUGGUCCUACUAGUUUAUCACUAACUCAAUGUCGCCAAUUGAAGCAGUUGAAGAAAUUCAAAGUGUCUACCAAUUAUGGUAUUCAAUUUCAACCGCAGCUCAACAAUUGUAUUCUCUAUGCUAUAAGAUGUAAUGUUAAAGAGCUUCACUUGAGGUUUUGUAAUAACAUAUAUGAUGAUGAGUUUAUGUUAGAUCAGAUUGUUUUCACCAGUUCAUGUUUUACUGAGCUGAGUGUAGGUGGGUUCAUGCUUAAUCCAGUAGGGGGGAUUAGUUGGAAAAGUCUUAGGAGUUUGUGUAUAUCCGAGUAUCGGAGUUUAGAUGAAGAUCUGAUUGAAAACAUAUUAUCUGGGACUCCUGUACUGGAAACUUUGGAAUUGAACCUUUGCUAUGGUUAUAGGCUGCUCAAUAUUACUUCAAAGAGUGUUAAAAACUUGGUGAUAUUUGGAUAUGAGGUUCCUUAUGGUAAAUCUGAAGCCGAUAUUAUUGAAAUCAAUGCUCCUAAUAUUUUAUCACUAACAAUGGGAGGUUGGAAUUUUUUGUGUAAGCCUUUGUUGCUGAAUGUGUCUUCUUUAGUCAAAGCUCACUUAGAUUAUUCUUGUACAAAGCCCGAGCAUCUCCAGACACCGCCUAAUGAAGUGGAAGAAGAGGUGCUUAAAAGAUGUAUAAUGAAUCUUCGCCAUGUCAAGGAGCUUCAACUUGGGCUUUUAUGUUCCAAGGUUCUUUUUUGUUUGGAGGCUAAAGGUUACGUUUCUCCAUCAAAUGUGAAAGCUUACCGGAUUCUAUGACCAUAGCCAUAACUAUUUCCAUCUCAUUUUCUGAUCUAUUUUAUAAAGUAGAGUAGACUUUGUUUAAUUAGGUUGUGGAUCAUAUCUUAUCAAUUGCUGUUUCAUGCUAUGGUGUUAUUAGCUGUUACUCCAAAGCAUCUAUAGUACUAGUUUUGAAGCUUCAUAUUUCUUAGUAAUAUCUCUCUCUCUCUCUCUCUCUCUCUCUCUCUCUCUCUCUCUCUCUCUCUCUCU
Lactuca saligna is the source of this 1656-nucleotide messenger RNA. The record is from the annotation of a GenBank genome assembly. NCBI's taxonomy places the organism in Eukaryota, Viridiplantae, Streptophyta, Magnoliopsida, Asterales, Asteraceae.